Molecule: messenger RNA, 1644 nt
Organism: Brachypodium distachyon (stiff brome)
Lineage: Eukaryota; Viridiplantae; Streptophyta; Magnoliopsida; Poales; Poaceae
Exons: 2
Coding region: 250-588 (112 amino acids)
Source: RefSeq, a predicted model, not a curated record
ACAGAAUCUAACAGCUAAAACCCCUCUUCUCCCCUCACCCACGGACCACGGUUCCACCAAAACGGAUCUCAUUCGCCGCCCCGACCGCCUCCGACCAUCCAAACCCUACCUCGCUCGCCGUCGCCCUUCCCCCGCUGGCACGCUCCUCGCCCUCCACGAUGCGCACGAUGCCAACGAUGCGGCGCUAGGUCGGCCGGGGACGAGCGGCGCUAGCUAGGUCGAGGCCGGCGCCGGUCGAGGAGUCACAAGAUGUACGACGAGUAUCCUAUAUUUACACUUCCCGAGGAUAAGAAAGUUGCUGUCCCCUUUGUUGCUUAUGAAAAGUACACUGAUAAGGAUGGAGAUCACGAAAAUGAUGCUAAACCGGUUGGCGUGUUUCUGAGGAUCAGAACUGUUGCAGCAAAGCCUCCCUGCCAGUCCAAGUAUACGGGCCUCAUGGAACUUGCUGGUGAGAACUAUCAGCUUGCUUACGAUGAAGUUCCCACUGAGGCCGGUAAGAAAAUUGCCAGGGGAAUACUCAAGGGCAUAUGGAAAAAUAAAAAGAUUGGAAUGUGCUUUGAGGAUUUGAUACGAUCAAUAUCUUCAUAAGCCGGGAGAGCAAAGUUAAGUUCAAGGGUGUGAAGCGGCGUCUUGGAAAGUCUAGGGUAGAACUCCAGGUGAAAACCAGGGAAAAUUAUCUGAAAGGUCACUCUGUAAUAAGGGACUUGUUUUUGAAGGCCGGGAAAGGUAAAAAAAAAUCCCGUCGAUAUAGAUCACCUGCUGAACAUGAUACUCAAUGAGCCAGGGAAAGCCCAAAUGUAUCACAUUCAUGUGUCACUACUUCCGGCUGCAACAAUGUGGUCCGCAUUUGUGAAAAUGUAUGAUCAUCUAACUAACAAAUUGGAGAAUCCAGAGAGAGAGAGGAUAUUGCUGAGCCUUCCAUAUUAUGAUGACAACUGGAGCAGUUUGCUAAUACAUAAUUGGUUGCUCAUGAAGGUUUAUGAUUUCAAAGGUGGAGAUCUGUACAUUCUCACGGAAGCAAAAGUUGAGGCCAACUAUAACAAGAAACCAUUCCACAAGUGGUCAAGUUUAACAGAUGAAGAGAAGGCUAGGCAAAUGACGAUUGCCCGAGCACAAAAGUUUCUUGACUUCCUAAGAAACAGAAAAUCGCAUCGGAUGGAACACGUAUCACCAGAUGAGAACUAAACAGCAGAAGAAUCAGAUCUGUCGACCCAUGUGCGUUACCCCCUGCUGAUGGCACGCCUCCAGGAAGAGCUGUUCAACGCUCAAGUCAUGGAAGAAGAACUGCUGCUGGAGCAGUUUUUCUAGAGGUUUGAUGCUCAUUGUGAUGCAUGGUCAGUUGCCCCCUGCUGAGAUUUUUUCAUGGCUUGAGAAGCGGAAUGGGUGCAUCAGAUACCUGAAAUGUUUUUGUCAUUUUCAUAAAUCCUUGUGCCAGUUUUGCCAGUGCUGAUUGUAAUGCUUGACCUGUGGAGGGAGCGGUCCCAGUUACCCGAGAUGUUUUCAUGUUUUAUCAGUUCAUGAGACCUUGUGCCUUAAUUAGUCACUGGGUGUUUCGGAGAGCUUAAACAUUGUUAAAUUUCAUGUUUGUUGGGAUGAUGGAUGUUGAUGUUUCACAUGUCUAUUAUCAGUUCUCGUGAGAAUCUA